Molecule: messenger RNA, 995 nt
Organism: Lagenorhynchus albirostris (white-beaked dolphin)
Lineage: Eukaryota; Metazoa; Chordata; Mammalia; Artiodactyla; Delphinidae
Product: C-type lectin domain family 9 member A-like
Exons: 4
Coding region: 28-621 (197 amino acids)
Biological process (GO): receptor-mediated endocytosis
Cellular component (GO): membrane; cell surface
Source: RefSeq, a predicted model, not a curated record
GUCUAUGUUGAAGGUUUACUUUGUUAUAUGUCAGUAUUUUAUCAGGAAUGGUUGUUAUUGUUUGAAGUGUUCCAGGUGUCCACUACUGCAAUGAAGCAGCAACAAAAACUCAUCCAACAGGACAGAGCACUGCUCAAUUUCACACAAUGGAAGAUAAACCAUGGCCUGCAGAUGAAAUAUUGCCAAAUGUUGAUGCAGAAGUCUUUCAGUUCAGCCCAUAACUGCAGCCCUUGUCCAGACAACUGGAUUCGCAAUGGAGAAAGUUGUUACCGUGUCUUUGAAAGCUGGACAGUUUGGCACACCGGUAGAGAGGAUUGUUUGAAGGAGGGAUCUAAGCUUCUACAAAUAGACAGCAAAGAAGAAAUGGACUUUAUCACUGGCAGCCUGAGGAAGAUCAAAAGAAACUAUGAUUACUGGGUGGGACUGUCUCAGGAUGGGUCCAGCCAACCUUGGCUUUGGCAAGACGGCUCCUCUCCUCCCCCUGAUCUGUCACCAAUACAGGGACCCCAAUCAACUAACCAGGUCUGUGGAUACCUCAGAAACAACGGCCUUUCUUCUGCUGACUGCAGCACUUGGAAAUAUUUCAUCUGUGAGAAAUACGCGUUAAGAUCUUCUACCUGAAAGAAAGUUUGCUUGAAGUGAUUGCUCCAUUAUGGUAAUACCUGCAACAGAUCAUUGGAAAACCUGUAACAAUGAGUUUAAGAGUCAGCGCAGAAGUAAACCAGUGCAAGGGUUGUGAAACCAGCUACCCGAGACACAAGACCUAUCUUGCAUUUACACUUGGUAAUUAUUCCUCAACAUUUUCCAGAUGUUCCUUUGACAUUGUUCAGAUUAAUUACCGAGAAUAAAAUUGGUUUAGAGCAACAGAGGACAAAACCCUAAAGAGUGGAAAACAAGCUGAAGAAAAAUCAUUUCUAUUUGUCAUUUUUUUUCUUCCUCUCUCUCUCUCUUUUUAACUUAGAGUGACCGUGAACUCGACAGAAAAAUCUAUAAGU